CUCUUGUGGUACUCCAUUAUUAGGCUAACUAGCAUUCAAUCCGUUGCUAGCUCUGUUGGAGGGACAGGACUGAGUGAAUGGGGGAUGAACUUUCCCACAAAUCACACGCAGACGGUUUAUCAAUCUCUUUGUCAAAUUACAUGGUCCAAAGAAAAAAUACAAUGCGAAUAAGAAGAAAUACAAAGCGAUGCCAUAUCAUGACUUCUAAUGCCACGCACUUCACAUAAGAAGAGACUGUUGAACCCGCACAAGUCUCAGCUGUUGUUUGUAGAGGCGCCCAUCAAUGGACCAAAGCAUGAGUAUGGACCACAACUACGGAGUGCCAUUCAUCCCAGGUCAUUUAUAUCAGAAAAACAACGGCAAAGUAGUGCACCAUGUACCUCUUGGGUGUCUCCACAGUUUAAUUCAAUUGAGACCACAACAGUUAGUCGAGGGAAGAGAGCAAACCAGGCAGCUACGAAAAUGUCAGUUUUGGGUUUACCUCAGACAAGAAAAACAAGGGUCUGCAAAUAUACUCCCUUAUCUUUUGGAGCAACCACAGGCUGUGAAAACCUGCGUAAAAACCUUCGUAGUUCAUGGACGAAGAAUGAUAGGCACGUUUCUUCGGACAAUCAUCGCAAGGAGCUUCAAGAAACCUCAAGAAGAACUCGGGUUGCUCGAAAAGGGGUAGAGAGGAAGAUUGCUGCACAUGUUACAUCUGCUACCUCCAGUCGUACAGACAUUUCAAAGAAAUUCCGCAAAAAUGGAAAUGGAAUGAAUAAAGAUUCCAUUCACACCCCCAACACAAGCACAGUUCCAGAACCACCAAAUGUAGAGACGCCAGAAAUGCCACAUUGUUCCAGCAAUUCUCCAGCCAGUGUUCAACAUCUCCUUUUCUCCCCAAACCAGGCAAAAACUCCUCCACGAACCGAGAACACAAGCAUCCUGGUGAAGGACACGCCUGAGAAAGACUAUGGGCUGAGGGUAACAUGGAGACGAAGGAAAGGACUGAUGAAAUUAUUGAUUGAAAGAGGUCAGCUUCUUCUGACGGAUGCAGAAGUUGCCAAUGAGUGGAUAUAGACUUAAUCAAAACAGUAAAAAGUUAAUUGAAACAGUAAAAAGUUAAUUGAAACAGUAAAAAAACAUUUGUAUUGUAGUCAAUACUGAGUUGAAAAGAUUUAGGAAAUCGUGACUUACGACGGAGAUAAUUUAAUAUAUGAACACUUUGGAAAUUAAGAAUUAAAGAUGUAGUUUUGACAUCCCCAGCCUUAUUAUGGAAGCACUUUUGUAUUCUGUUGGAUAUCAGUGAGUUAUGUACUUAAAUUUAUUUUCCAAAUGGCAUUUGUAUACAUUUGUGUGUGAAAGAAAAUGUUUUAUUAUAAAUUUUUUUUGUUAAAAGAGAAAGUCUACAAUUUAUUUAUAAAUUAUAUAACAAAUAUCAUAAUAUGAACUCUAAAAUAUUAUAUAAAAUGUAAAAAAAAUUGGUUACUACAUAAUUCCCAUACUUCCAUUUGUGACAUUUCACAGUUUUGAAAUUAAAAGGGGUCAUGACAUGAGAAAACUUCUGACAUUUAAGAAGUCUUUGUACCAUUAAAUCAUCCUGUAAGUUUAA
Megalobrama amblycephala (Wuchang bream) is the source of this 1591-nucleotide messenger RNA. It is a transcript of the gene rhno1, whose product is annotated as RAD9-HUS1-RAD1 interacting nuclear orphan 1. Lineage: Eukaryota; Metazoa; Chordata; Actinopteri; Cypriniformes; Xenocyprididae. The transcript is spliced from 4 exons. Gene Ontology annotation, biological process: DNA damage checkpoint signaling; recombinational repair; cellular response to ionizing radiation. The record is from RefSeq and is a predicted model, not a curated record. Gene Ontology annotation, cellular component: chromosome; nucleus. The coding region runs from base 208 to 1059 and encodes 283 amino acids.